AUGUCUGACUCUCUCUCUCACCCCCGCCCUCGCUCGUUCACCAUCCGCGUCCCCGCAACGUCGGCCAACAUCGGCCCCGGCUUCGAUGUGGUCGGCCUCUCGCUCUCGCUUUCCCUCACUCUCACCGUCUCCGUCACCCCGCCGACCGCCGCCGACCCGCCGCGCCCGCCGCGCAUCACGUACUCGGGCGAGGGCGCGGACGAGGUCCCGCUCGACGCGUACAAGAACCUGACGACCCGCGUCGCGCUCUACGUCCUCCGCUGCCACGGCGUGCAGCGCUUCCCCACGAACCUCGCCCUCCACUGCGCGAACGAGAUCCCGUUCGGGCGCGGGCUCGGCUCGUCCGGCGCCGCGGUCGUCGCUGGGGUGCUCCUCGGCGACGCGCUCGGCGGGCUCGCGCUGCCCCCCGCGCGCAUCCUCGACUUCGCGCUCAUGGUCGAGCGCCACCCGGACAACGUCACCGCCGCGCUCGUCGGCGGCUUCGUCGGCUCGUACCUCCGCGAGCUCGACGAGAGCGACAGCGCGCGCGCGAGCGUGCCCGUCAGCGAGGUCCUCCCCGAGUACCCGCCCGACGCGGGCGAGGACUGGGGCCUGCACCCGCCCGUGCCGCCCGUCGGGAUCGGGCACUACGUCCGGUUCGGGUGGGCGGGGUGCGUGCGGGCGUUGGCGAUCAUCCCGCGGUUCGAGCUGAGCACGGCGAAGGCGCGCGAGGUGCUGCCGCUCGAGUACUCGCGGAAGGACCUGGUGUUCAACCUGCAGCGGCUGGCGGUCCUCACCACGGCGCUGGCGCAGACGCCGCCGGACCCGGAGCUCAUCUACGAGGCGAUGAAGGACCGGGUGCACCAGCCGUACCGCAAGACUCUGAUUCCGGGGCUCCCCGAAGUGACGAGCAACAUCACCCCUUCGACGCAUCCCGGUCUUUUGGGCAUCUGCCUGUCCGGUGCGGGACCGACCAUCCUCGCGCUUGCCACCGGCGGCUUCGAGGCUAUUGCGGAGGACGCGCGGUCGAUCUUCAAAACCCACGGGAUCGAAGUCGAUUGGAAGGUUCUGGAGGUCGCGGGAGGCAGCGUUGUAGAACAUCAUGAGCCGUAA
Messenger RNA from Epithele typhae, 1092 nucleotides. Its product is annotated as homoserine kinase. The coding region runs from base 1 to 1092 and encodes 363 amino acids. The transcript is spliced from 3 exons. The record is from RefSeq and is a predicted model, not a curated record. Lineage: Eukaryota; Fungi; Basidiomycota; Agaricomycetes; Polyporales; Epitheliaceae. Gene Ontology annotation, molecular function: ATP binding; homoserine kinase activity. Gene Ontology annotation, biological process: L-threonine metabolic process.